Hippoglossus stenolepis (Pacific halibut) is the source of this 1758-nucleotide messenger RNA. RefSeq names its product CKLF-like MARVEL transmembrane domain containing 4 (gene cmtm4). The record is from RefSeq and is a predicted model, not a curated record. The transcript has 4 exons. Gene Ontology annotation, cellular component: membrane. NCBI's taxonomy places the organism in Eukaryota, Metazoa, Chordata, Actinopteri, Pleuronectiformes, Pleuronectidae. Bases 572 to 1198 code for a protein of 208 amino acids.
CUGCGUGAGAGCAGGAGGAGGCAGCCUGAGCCCGUGGGUCCCCGCUGGUUCCCACCGACCUCAUCAAGUUUACAAUAGCGAACAGAAACGCUCCCUCUCCGGCCUUCUCUCCCACAAUGCCUCCAUGUUUGUCCGGGUCCAGUCACGCAGCGGCUCACGCGCGGUAAGCAUUUCUGUUGUUGUUUAACCAGAACCGUCCGCGGCGAAGUGACACCGGGACUCGAACAAGUGACCCGCCUUGUAGAGUUGUAAGAGCGGCUGUGUGAGGGAGACACGCAGCGUAUCUGGCCCGGAGGCAGCACCGCAGGGAACACGGACAGCAGCCGGAUUUUCCUGCGCUUGGCGUCCGGGAGCAGGAGGAAGGGCACCCGCCGCGGCUGCUGGUUUUCUCCCCCGCGGGGAAGGAGGCUAUGAAAAGUGGACUGUCCGGUUCGUCUUCUCCAUCCACCUCCUCCUCCAGCCUGCAUGGAACACAGUGUGCUCUCCGCCACACAGCCCGGUUCUCGGUGAAUAUAUGCCGUAGCAGUCCCCGGUCGAGAGUCCAGCUUCCUCCGCGAAAACCAUCACCAUCAUGAGGACCACCGAGGAGACGGAGGGCUUCGACGCCGAGGCCUCCAACACGUCCAUGAUCUCCGGGGCCAGCAGCCCCUACCAGCCCACCACCGAGCCCGUCCUCGCCAGGAACGUGUUUGGGGGGAUACGGUGCGACGUGCACUACCUCAAGUCUUACUUCGGGAUCCUGAAGGUGGUUGAAGUGGUCCUAUCACUCAUCGGAUUCAUCUGCAUAGAGACCAUCAUGAUGUGCUCCCCCUGUGGAGGCGUCUACUUCUUUGAGUUUGUCAGCUGCAGUGCCUUUGUGGUGACAGGAGUCCUCCUCCUGAUCUUCUGCCUCAACCUGCACACCAAGGUGCCCCAUGUCAACUGGAGCCUCACGGACCUGGUUAACACGGCUGCCAGCACCUUCUUCUUCUUCUUGUCGUCCCUCGUGCUCGCCUGCAUGAACCACAACACUGGAGCUGAAAUCGCAGCAGUGAUCUUUGGCUUCAUGGUGACGGGUGCGUAUGGAAUCAACACCUUCCUGGCGGUACGGAAGAUGCGCCUUGGCAACGGCUGUCAGAGGGCGCCCCAGACCAGCGAGUACAUGCGAGCACGCACGGCAUCUCGUGGAGAAAUGGAGGCACGACCCGAGAUCGCGUGAGCGCUGGCAAACGGUAAAAAGAAAGACUAAGAGAAAGCCACACCACCGUCCGGCAGCUGAGACACUUCUCUGCCUUCAGAACUGUAAAGUCUGUGGCAGAACGGCCUUCUCUCGCUCGCCACGCGCUUUUUGACUUCUCAUCACACCACUUGAGCUGAGCUGUCUCGCUGCUCAGCUGCUGAACACGUCUUCACUUCACAGCCGCAGAUGCGCUCUGUGGAUUUUGUGUGUCAGGCUGCAGGGCCACACAGAGUCUUGACAAUUGAAGGUAGAAAACUUAUCAUCCGCUUAUCUUUCUGUCUGAAGGAUGAUGUCCACGAAGAACCAACAAAGGUCGACUUCACUCCAACUGUGCAUCAGUGAUGAUGGCGUUGAUUUUUUUUUUUAGAUCGGUUUGUGUUUCACUGUGAAUGAAGUGAAGUAGAGGAAGGUCAGCUUUUGUACAGUUUGCUUAUAUCACGCUGCUGUUUGUAAAGUCUUUGGUAAUAAUAAAUGCGAUUGUGGAUCCAGGACGCCCCUGUACCAGAAACCCACGGCAGCCUGCCGGAAACCCACCACGA